Effrenium voratum is the source of this 299-nucleotide messenger RNA. The record is from the annotation of a GenBank genome assembly. Lineage: Eukaryota; Dinophyceae; Suessiales; Symbiodiniaceae.
GCAGGCGCCCAUGAUUCGGCUGGUGGAGAGCAUCGAAUCAGGUCCCGAGGCUUUGGUGCGCCUUACGAUUCCAGAUGGCCAGGCGCCGGGCUCAUUGCCGGAAGGCUGCUACGUGGAGUUCUCGGACGUGCAGGGCUGCGCCGGGAUCUCCUCUCACCAGGAGGUGUCGCCCUGUGGGGAGAAGGUGACGGCCUGGAAGAUCAGUUCCAAGCCCAGCGACCCAGUGAACUCAAUUCGGAUCGGCGACACCUCCGGCUUCCCGCCGCAUAUCUCGGGGGGCCUGGUCACUGAGAAGAAGG